AUGCCUCCAGAGACUUCACCUGCUUGCCACACUCCCCAGAUCUGUCCCCCAGCCUUGCCCAGAUCAACAGUAAAUUCCUCGGAUACCAACAAACGUAGGCAGCUGAAAAGAAUGGAAAUUAAUCUCACGAGUAAGAGAUUAAUCCAUAUACUUGUUUUUUUCCUUGCUUCCAUGUCUAUCUUCAGGCUUCUAAGGUUUGCUAUCACCUCUUAUUCUCCAUCACCACGCUCUGGGUGGGCAGGUUUUGUAAAGACUUGCAAUUCAUCAGAAUCAAGCUGCAAGGAAGUUCCAUCCCAUACAAGGGCUUCCACUUUUCCUCCAAAUAGAAACCAGAUCACAAAAAAGGAAUAUCGAUUUCUAUCGCAUAUCAUCACUCAGAGGGCACCCUGCAACCUUCUAAUCUUUGGAUGGGAACCCCAAUACCAUCGCCUGGCAAAGAUUAAUUCUGCAGGAACCACUGUUAUUCUGGAUGACACCCCUGAAAAAAUAAGAGUUAGAAGGUUGAACAGCACCAGGAUUUACAAGGUCAAUUAUGACGUGAAGGCCAAAGAUGCAUACAGAUUGCUAAAACAUGCAAGAGACGGAACUACUUGUGCACCUAAUUCAGGACCUAUAGCAACAUCAAACUGCAAAUUGGCACUAACAAACUUGCCAAAUGAGGUCUAUACAAGCAAAUGGGAUGUGAUACUUAUUGAUGGACCAGGUAGUGAUGGACCAGAAGCACCCGGAAGGAUGACGGCUAUCUACACAUCAAGUAUGAUAGCAAGAGCUGGGAAUAUCACAACAAAUGUGGUAUUACACGAUGUAGAUCGGAUGAUAGAAAAAUGGUUUUCCAGGGAGUUCCUGUGCGAAGAAAAUUUAGUUUCAUCAAAAGGGAGAUACUGGAAUUUCAAGAUUAAAGGUGGUCAGCAAUGGCAUUCCACCAGCUUUUGUACUUGA
Messenger RNA from Chenopodium quinoa (quinoa), 939 nucleotides. Its product is annotated as glucuronoxylan 4-O-methyltransferase 1-like. The transcript has a single exon. NCBI's taxonomy places the organism in Eukaryota, Viridiplantae, Streptophyta, Magnoliopsida, Caryophyllales, Amaranthaceae. Gene Ontology annotation, biological process: xylan biosynthetic process. The record is from RefSeq and is a predicted model, not a curated record. The coding region runs from base 1 to 939 and encodes 312 amino acids.